Scutellospora calospora is the source of this 183-nucleotide messenger RNA. The record is from the annotation of a GenBank genome assembly. Lineage: Eukaryota; Fungi; Glomeromycota; Glomeromycetes; Diversisporales; Gigasporaceae.
AAAAAUUCACAACUGUUUAUACUAGAAAGGUUUCUCAAAGGUGAUGAUAUUACUAGAAAUAGUUAUAUACCUUUUAGUAAUGGAGUUAGGGAGUGUUCGAGGAAAUAUUUGGCACUAUUUGCUAUUAAGGUAGUGUUUAUUUUAUUCUUAAAGAGAUAUGAUAUUGAAUUAGUUAAUCUUGAG